AUGUCCGAUUUCAGCGAAUCCAAGGCUAACAAACGGGCAAGCGCCGACAUAGACGAGACUUCUAGGAAAAAGUCUAAGAAAGGCGAUCGCGAGGGCACCUACAACCCGUAUCUCGCCCACAUGGACCAGGAGAGCAAUGGCUAUGGCGGCGAUGAAGCACCGCCAGGUUCGGCCUUGGAAGGCAUGAAGCGUCGCCAAACCACUGCUGCCCAGGCCUCCAAGGCGGAAGAUUCUGCCAUCAACCCCUUUACGGGAAAACCCCAUUCUCAGCAAUACUUCAGGAUUCUCGAAACUCGCCGGGAUUUGCCAGUCCACAAGCAAAGGCAAGAAUUUCUCGAAAAAUACCAAUCGACCCAAAUUCUCGUGUUUGUCGGUGAGACUGGUUCUGGCAAAACAACCCAGAUCCCGCAAUACGUUAUAUACGACGAGUUACCCAAGGUCACCGGCAAGCUCAUUGCUUGUACCCAGCCUCGUCGAGUGGCCGCCACGUCCGUCGCACAGCGUGUCGCCGACGAAAUGGACGUCACCCUCGGCGACGAAGUCGGUUACAGCGUCCGUUUUGAUGACUGCUCAAGCCCCAAAACUAUGCUCAAGUACAUGACGGACGGUAUGCUUCUGCGUGAAGCGAUGCACGACCACGACAUGUCUCGCUACAGCUGCAUCAUUCUCGACGAAGCCCACGAGCGUACUCUUGCCACCGAUAUUCUCAUGGCCUUGCUGAAGCAGAUCGCCAGUCGUCGACCGGACCUGAAGAUCAUUGUCAUGUCUGCCACGCUUGAUGCGCAGAAGUUCCAGAAAUACUUCAACGACGCUCCCCUGCUGGCCGUCCCUGGUAGGACGCACCCCGUCGAGAUCUUCUACACGCCCGAGCCGGAGAAGGAUUACGUCGAGGCUGCCAUUCGAACCGUUUUGCAAAUUCAUGCGUCAGAAGGCGACGGCGAUAUUCUCCUCUUCUUAACCGGUGAAGAUGAAAUUGAAGAUGCCUGUCGCAAAAUCAGCCUGGAAGCCGAUGAAUUACAAAGAGAGGUGGACGCGGGGCCUCUUGUGGUGUACCCAUUGUACGGCACCCUGCCGCCACAUCAGCAACAGAAGAUCUUCGAGAAGGCCCCGCCUCCUUUGAGAAAGGGCGGCCGUCCCGGUCGCAAGGUCAUCGUAUCUACCAACAUUGCAGAAACUUCGCUUACGAUUGACGGCAUUGUAUACGUCGUAGACCCUGGUUUCAGCAAACAAAAGAUUUACAACCCUCGUAUUAGAGUCGAGUCUCUCCUCGUGUCGCCCAUCUCCAAGGCCUCAGCCCAACAGCGAGCUGGUCGUGCUGGUCGUACCAAGCCUGGAAAGUGCUUCAGAUUAUACACGGAAAAGGCGUUUAAGAAGGAGCUCAUACAGCAGACGUACCCUGAAAUUCUACGAUCCAAUUUAGCCAACACGGUCCUGGAGCUGAAGAAGCUCGGUGUCGAGGAUUUGGUUCACUUUGAUCUUAUGGAUCCCCCUGCGCCAGAGACAAUGAUGAGAGCCCUCGAGGAACUCAACUAUCUCGCAUGUCUGGACGACGAUGGUGAACUCACCACGCUGGGCAGCCUGGCAUCAGAGUUCCCCUUGGAUCCUUCGCUAGCAGUCAUGUUGAUUUCCUCCCCCGAGUUCUACUGCUCCAACGAGAUCCUCAGCAUCACCUCUCUUCUGUCUGUGCCUCAGGUCUUUAUCCGGCCCGCUAACAACCGAAAACGCGCAGACGAGAUGAAGUCGCACUUUAGCCAUCCGGACGGCGACCACCUGACACUGCUCAACGCCUACCACGCCUUCAGGGGCCAGGCUACUUCUGACCCAGACAAACUCAAGCAAUGGUGUCACGAGCACUUCCUUUCCUUCCGCCACCUGAGCAGUGCAGACAGCGUCCGCGCCCAACUCAAGCGCAUAAUGGAGACUCACGGCUUGGAGCUCGUCUCGACGCCAUUCGAGGACAAGAACUACUACACUAAUAUUCGGAGAGCGCUGCUGGCCGGCUUCUUCAUGCAGGUCGCCAUGAAAGAGAGCUCGGGCAAAGUCUACCGCACUGUCAAGGAUGACCAGGCAGUCUUGAUCCAUCCGUCUACCGUGCUACGCACCGAGUUUGACUGGGUCCUGUAUAACGAAUUUGUGCUCACUUCGAAGCAAUACAUCCGUACGUGUACGGGCAUCAGGCCGGAAUGGCUACUCGAAAUUGCCCCUGUCUACUACGAUCUCAAUACCUUUGAGCAGGGAGACGUCAAGAGAUCGCUAGCCAGAGCGGCUGAGAAGAAGCGGAGAAAGGAGGCAAUGAAAGCUGGGCGAUGA
This is a messenger RNA of Metarhizium brunneum ARSEF 3297, 2310 nucleotides long. RefSeq lists its product as uncharacterized. The record is from RefSeq and is a predicted model, not a curated record. Gene Ontology annotation, cellular component: intracellular anatomical structure; spliceosomal complex. Lineage: Eukaryota; Fungi; Ascomycota; Sordariomycetes; Hypocreales; Clavicipitaceae. Gene Ontology annotation, molecular function: RNA helicase activity; ATP binding; RNA binding.